AUGAAAUUCGUUGCAUAUAUCCUUUUGUCACUUUUCGUUACCAUUUCUCACGCACAAGUAAGUGAAAAAUACACGAACCGGUACGACGAUUUGAAUAUUGAAGACGUUUUGACCAAUCGACGUUUCUUAGUGUCGUUCAUCAAAUGUGUACUUGAAAUAGGCAAAUGUUCACCCGAAGGUAGAGAACUAAAAUCUCACAUAAGAGAAGCGUUGGCGAAUAACUGCGCUAGGUGCACUGAACCACAGCGUCGCAGUACUCUUCUUGUGAUCGCUCACCUCGUCAACAGCGAACCCGAUUACUGGAAGCAAUUGACAGAAAAGUAUGACCGUGACCACAAGUAUGCCAAGCGUUAUGAAGCUCAAUUAAAUACAUUUAAAAUCUGA
Parnassius apollo (apollo) is the source of this 384-nucleotide messenger RNA. NCBI's taxonomy places the organism in Eukaryota, Metazoa, Arthropoda, Insecta, Lepidoptera, Papilionidae. The record is from the annotation of a GenBank genome assembly.